AGAUAAAACCAGUACGAAUAACAAACCCUAGUGUAGCAAUCGGGGUUCCUCCACCAUUUCAUUUUCAGCGGCGGAGCGAUGGUGUCGUUGAAGUUGCAGAAGCGGCUCGCCGCCAGCGUUCUCGGCUGCGGAAAAGGCAAAGUAUGGCUCGACCCCAACGAAGGCGGCGAGAUCUCCAUGGCCAACUCCCGUCAAAAUAUAAGGAAGCUGGUGAAAGAUGGUUUCAUCAUCAGAAAACCAACCAAAAUUCACUCUAGAUCUCGGGCUCGAAGGAUGAAGGAAGCCAAACGAAAGGGUCGUCACUCUGGAUACGGUAAGAGGAAGGGUACGAGGGAGGCGAGACUUCCCACAAAAGUUCUGUGGAUGAGGAGAAUGCGUGUCUUGAGGCGUUUGCUACGCAAAUACCGAGAGUCAAAGAAAAUAGACAAGCAUAUGUACCAUGAUAUGUACAUGAAGGUGAAAGGUAACGUGUUCAAGAACAAGAGAGUGCUUAUGGAGAGUAUUCACAAGUCCAAGGCCGAAAAGGCGAGAGAGAAGACACUCUCCGAUCAGUUUGAAGCCAAACGUGCUAAGAACAAGGCUAGCAGAGAACGAAAGUUUGCCAGAAGGGAGGAACGAUUAGCUCAGGGACCUGGAGAGAAAGCACCGCCAGCUGCAGCUGCUGUUCCGACGCCCCAGUCUGCAGGGGGAGCCAAGAAAGCAAAGAAGUGAGAGAGAUGAUGAAGGGAAUGAGAUUCGAUCAAACGAUUAUUUUUUGAUGUAUUAGUUUUUGGGUUCGAUAGACUUUGUGCUGCGAAUUUUUUUACGAAAUUUUAGUAGUUAUCGAUGACUAAUGAAGUGCUUGAUUGAUUUUUUUUGCAAUAACGUUGAGAAAUUGGUUAAUUAGUUAUUCUGCUAUUAAAAGGUUGUUUAUGUGCUUAA
Erythranthe guttata (spotted monkey flower) is the source of this 921-nucleotide messenger RNA. The record is from RefSeq and is a predicted model, not a curated record. Lineage: Eukaryota; Viridiplantae; Streptophyta; Magnoliopsida; Lamiales; Phrymaceae.